Messenger RNA from Scaptodrosophila lebanonensis, 2057 nucleotides. It is a transcript of the gene Ice2, whose product is annotated as little elongation complex subunit 2. NCBI's taxonomy places the organism in Eukaryota, Metazoa, Arthropoda, Insecta, Diptera, Drosophilidae. The record is from RefSeq and is a predicted model, not a curated record. The transcript has a single exon. Gene Ontology annotation, cellular component: transcription elongation factor complex. The coding region runs from base 1 to 2010 and encodes 669 amino acids.
AUGGACGAAGCGAGCACGACUUCAAGCGCGGUUUUAUAUCAGGGAAAUGCUGUAUUCCGAAAUCAGCCUUCCUAUAAGAUAUUCAACAAAUCUUUUGAGCAUGUAGAUGACACCCUUUUCGCAUUUCUUAAUGACGUCAAUCACGAAAUACUCAAGGAGGAGGUUAAAGCGCCCUCGCAAAUCUUCACGUGCUACAAUUGUCCGUUGGAGGAUCCGCGGACUGGGAAGCCCGUUAUCAACAGCUUACAUGAUUAUGCCAAAAAGAAACAAUCGGUAGCGUUCCCAAAUCCCCAAGGCCAUUAUUCCAGUCUGACUAGGGAACAGCAGUCUGCCUGUUUGCGUGUUCUGCUAGCAUGGAAGCGAAAUAAGCCACUCUCCGAAAAUGAUUUGGUUAUAUGGCAACAAACGGAAACUAUACGCAGCAAGGAACAGAAGUUAGUUCAGGAGUACAUCUCCAACUAUGCACGCACACAAAAGGAGCUUCUAUAUGAGCCUAUAAGGCGUCUUGUGAGUCUUUAUAGAAAAUGGUAUGAACAGCAAGUAAAAUUACUUCAGCAACUGCCCAAUUUUGAAAGGAGCUAUGUGACAUAUUCUGGUUUUCCGCAACUGCAACAAUGUAAAAGUCUAAACAAUCAAAUAGCAGAUAUAGAACACGUACAGCUGAUCCAACGUACAGGUGAAGUCCGUCUAUGGCCAGUAGUAAAGGUGACCAAACAAGAAUUAUACACAUUGCACAUAAGAUUGGAACGCUAUGCCAGCGUCGUGGGAGCUGUAAAUACUUUUGAGGACAACCAUAAUAGAGAAACUGAGGCAGACGUGUUUGUGCUUCCUCUAGAAUCAUUGUUAAUGCUGCUUUUAGCUGGCUCUUACACGGAUUUGCCAAAGGAAAUGUUGUUGAAAAUACAUCAGGCCGAAGGCAGUGAUUACAAAUGCAUUGAGUUCAAAGACCCUUUGCCGGCACGCAGUUGCGGAUGGCAUACGAAUAGUGCUGUGAUAAAUCAAGCCUAUCGGGCAUACUCCUCACAACCUGGACAGGCACAGUGGGUAAGGUUUGCGGACAACGGGAGCGUAAAUGUUUUAAACGAUAUAGCUAGUCUCGAAUGUGAUGACAGUGAGCGCCACUUAAAUUUAAACGCAGAGUACAAAUUGCAAUUAUGUGAUUUAAAUGAUAUUUGCACAUCUGAGCUUAAAACCAACUCGGCGCUCAUUAAAUGGCGCCUUAACUGUGCGAACACGGCCUAUGACGGGCAAAACUUCAUAAUGUAUACAAGCCUAGAAAUACCAGCUGUGCAGGAUAGGACAGCGAAUCAGGCAGUAGGCUGUCACUUAAUUAAACUGGAAAGCAAGUCUGAAUGUGGCUGUGAGAUAAUGACCAAAUAUGAGCUGCUAAAAGCUUGGUUACAGCUAAAGCUGUUACAGUCCAAUGUGGGUCUUUGCACACGCAUAUCAUUGCACGGUUUCACUCCUUUGCUAGAGGAACAGUUGACUGUGGAGGGAUUAGAACAGCAGCUGCGGGAAUGCUAUCAUAUAAAUAUGCCACAGUUUCUUUGCAAUUUCUACGAGUUUCUAAAAUUAUUGCGUUCAGUGCCAAGUGGAGAUUAUGUGUUGCGAUAUACACAAAAAUACAAAGAUAAAUUCUUGCUCUGCAAGCCAACAGUAGGGAAAACAGCGCACAGCUUUAAAUUGUCUGAUUUGUUAAAUGAAACUCCAACCGAUGAUAAUUUCUGGACUGAUAACACUAGUUACCUCCCAAUUUCACCAACACUCUGCAGUCGCAUGCAUGAGGAGCGAAACUUAUUGCCUCUUGCCUUCCCAGUUCAAAAGAAAGGUGCGAAACCAAUACAGCAGCCAAUAGCCGUAAAGGUGCCACCAAAAAAAGUUCAAGCAAAAACACAGGCGCGUAUAAAUUACAAGAAGUCGAAGAAAUCAAUUUACCGAGCGCGCAGAAGGGCAGCAGCCAGAGCGGAGGAAGAGCAAGACAAAGCUCUGGAAAAGUUUAUGUGUCUUUGAGGCAACAGACAAUUUUCACAUAUUGUAUUAUUGUAUUGUAUUAUAAU